This is a messenger RNA of Danio aesculapii, 1291 nucleotides long. RefSeq names its product glycoprotein M6Ba (gene gpm6ba). Gene Ontology annotation, biological process: central nervous system myelination; axon development. Gene Ontology annotation, cellular component: myelin sheath; plasma membrane. Gene Ontology annotation, molecular function: structural constituent of myelin sheath. NCBI's taxonomy places the organism in Eukaryota, Metazoa, Chordata, Actinopteri, Cypriniformes, Danionidae. Bases 118 to 987 code for a protein of 289 amino acids. The record is from RefSeq and is a predicted model, not a curated record. The transcript has 7 exons.
ACGCGAAAAUCGAUCUGACAAAAUAUUUUAGGCUACACGUUUGAGGUGGACUGCUACUACUGUAUUGGAGCGAGAGAGAUCAGGCAAAGGGAAAAUAUUCUAAAUACUCGUUAACAAAUGGAUGGGAUAAAACCAGAAUCGACGGCUGAGGAGAACCAAGAAGAAAGGGAAGAAAGUAAAGGGUGCUUCGAGUGUUGCAUCAAAUGUCUGGGUGGUGUCCCAUAUGCCUCUUUGGUAGCCACCAUCUUGUGCUUUUCAGGAGUGGCUCUGUUCUGCGGCUGUGGGCAUGUGGCACUUACAGGGACUGUGACUAUGGUGGAAAACCACUUUUCUCGCAUCUCUUCUGAUCAUGCUGCUCUCACUGAUGUGGUUCAGAUUUUGCAGUACAUCAUCUAUGGAAUUGCCUCUUUAUUCUUCCUGUAUGGCAUCAUCUUACUGGCUGAGGGCUUUUACACCACCAGUGCUGUCAAAGAGAUGCACAGCGAAUUCAAGACAACUGUUUGUGGACGCUGCAUCAGUGCUAUGUUUGUGUUCCUCACCUAUAUUCUGGGCUUGGGAUGGCUAGGCAUCUUUGGAUUUUCUGCCGUGCCUGUUUUCCUCUUUUAUAACAUGUGGACCACGUGUGGUGCCAUGAAAUCCCCAAUUGCCAAUCUCACCUCUGUGGACAACAUCUGUGUUGAUGUGCGGCAGUAUGGAAUCAUCCCAUGGAAUGCGAACCCUGGUAAAGCCUGUGGGUCCACACUAAGCGACAUCUGCAAUACUAGUGAGUUCUAUUUGUCCUACCAUCUUUAUAUUGUUGCCUGUGCCGGAGCUGGUGCCACAGUGAUUGCACUGAUCCACUACCUGAUGAUCCUGGCAGCAAACUGGGCCUAUCUGAAGGGGGCAUGUCAGCAGACUCAUGCCUAUCAGGACAUAAAGACCAGGGAUGAUCAAGAACUGCAGGAUGUGCAGUCACGCUCUAAGGAGGGUCUAAACUCAUACUCAUAAAUAGUUUCCCCAACUGUUCUAUCUCACCUCAGUCUAAAUCUCUUUCCCAUCUCUAAAGUCUAACUCCUCUCUGUUUUAUUCUCAACCUUUUGCUUUCUAGAACACACCAAACACACACAUAAACACAAAUUCUGCAAUUACCUGCCAUCCUCUGAUGAAACACUGCUAACACUACUAAGUGGUGCACUAUCCUGACAAUACAUCAUAACAAUAAUAACAACUAUAUAUAUUCUUUCAAACAAGUUGAACAUGGGUGGAAGAUAAUGAAUCUGAUGAUACUGUAUAUCGUUUGCUAAUCAAUUUA